Molecule: messenger RNA, 1320 nt
Organism: Penicillium odoratum
Lineage: Eukaryota; Fungi; Ascomycota; Eurotiomycetes; Eurotiales; Aspergillaceae
Product: MCT family MFS transporter
Exons: 2
Coding region: 1-1320 (439 amino acids)
Biological process (GO): transmembrane transport
Cellular component (GO): fungal-type vacuole membrane
Molecular function (GO): transmembrane transporter activity
Source: RefSeq, a predicted model, not a curated record
AUGGGUUCGACUAAUCUGGAAGUAGAGCAAAAGGUGCUUGCAGAUAUCCCAGUCGUCGCAGACGAGGAAAAUUUGAAUGCCUCUGCGUGUGAGUCACCGGCCGAGAAGCCGGUAGAUGAGUUUGUAUUCGAUCAAGGGCUUGUUUCAUGGCUCCAGGUCCUGGGCUCAUUCUUUCUCUUCUUUAACUCAUGGGGCGUGAUCAAUACAUGGGGUGCAUACCAAACAUACUAUGAAUCGAAUUUACUUUCUGGUACAUCAUCGUCUACCAUCGCCUGGAUUGGUUCCCUUCAGUCUUUCCUUCUGAUGCUUGUCGGAGUUAUCACUGGCCCACUGUUUGAUGCGGGCUACUUCCGAGUAUUGAUUGGUGUCGCCAAUGUCAUGCUUCCUUUCGGUCUUAUGAUGACCAGUCUGGCCACUGAAUAUUGGCAGUUAAUUCUCGCACAGGGUGUCGUCAUUGGCAUAGCAGCAGGAUGCUUGUUUGUGCCCUCGGUGGCCCUCUUGCCCCAGUAUUUCCGUGAAAAGAGGGGUUUCGCCAACGGCCUGGCCGCCAGCGGUAGCAGUAUUGGUGGUGUGGUCUACCCUAUCAUGUUCGAUCAAUUGGAAAAAAAAGUUGGCUUUGCUUGGGCCACCAGAGCAAUUGGCUUCCUCACAUUUGGAACCAUCUUCAUCUCGUUCAGCAUCAUGCGCAUUCGUAUCCCGCCCAGAGAAAAGCGCAAGCUCUACCAGCUUUCUGCUUUCAAAGAGCCUGGUUACUGUAUCUUCUGCGCUGCCAUGUUCCUGGGCUUCCUUGGGUUCUACAACUUCCUCUUCUACGUUCAGUCUUACGCCAUUGACACGGGUAUUGUGGAUGAGAAUCUGGGAUUCUAUUUGCUGUCCAUGCUCAAUGCAGCCUCGACAUUUGGCCGUAUUGGACCGAACUUCAUUGCUGACCAUACUGGUCCGAUCAACAUGCUCACCCCGGCGGUGACCAUCACUUCCAUCUUGGCCUUUGUAUGGAUCUCUGUCCACACUGUUCCUGGGAUUAUCAUCCUUUCUAUUUUCUAUGGUUUCUUCUCUGGUGGAUUUGUGUCGAUGCCACCGGUUGUCAUGGCAUACAUGACUCCUGAUGUGCGUGAUCUCGGCACUCGUCUUGGUCAGGUCUUUGCCGUUACCUCAAUUGGCCUGCUCAUUGGUACUCCGAUUGGUGGUGCUAUUCUUAGUAGCACUGGUAGUUACCUCGGUGUGCAGCUCUUUACGGGCUGCUGCCUCAUUUCCUCGGCGGUCCUUAUGGCGACCCUGAGAUUUUUGCGGUCAGGCCCGCACCUGAUCUCUAAGACUUGA